Messenger RNA from Alligator sinensis (Chinese alligator), 2106 nucleotides. RefSeq names its product GTPase IMAP family member 5-like. The coding region runs from base 176 to 892 and encodes 238 amino acids. Lineage: Eukaryota; Metazoa; Chordata; Crocodylia; Alligatoridae. Gene Ontology annotation, molecular function: GTP binding. The transcript has 3 exons. The record is from RefSeq and is a predicted model, not a curated record.
UUUGCUGACACUGAAUGACUUGCAAACUGAGAGCUGGAGGACACGGGACACAAUCCCACCCAUUAGGAUGUAGGAGCAGCUGUCAGCGUGGACAGUGGGAUGAAAAUGGACUGAAGACAGCUCAAAAGACAAAGUCACUUGUUCUGUGAGGCGAGACAGCAGCCCAAAGGUCCACAUGGACAAGAAAGAAAAGAAUAAAGGAUCCAAGAAAUCCAACCAGGCACAGGAGGGUGAAAGCCAAGAGCCAGAGGAUUCAACAUGGAGAAUUGUCCUGGUUGGUAAAACCGGAGUUGGGAAAAGUGCCACAGGAAACACCCUCCUCGGGGACAAAAAGUUUGAGUCCAAACUGAGCCCACAGCCCGUCACUGUGGAAUGCAGGAAGGAGAGUCGGAAAUGGAAAGGACACGAGUUUGAACUUAUUGACACUGCCAACAUCUUCGAUCCAGAAAUCAGUAAGUUGGAUGCUUUCCCAGAGAUCGAAAACUGCUGCCAGCUCUGUGCACCGGGCCCCCACGCUCUGGUGCUGGUGACCCAGCUGGGCCGUUACACUAAAGAAGAUGAGGCAGCAGUGAAGGCAGUAAAGCAGAUUUUUGGUCGUAAAGCCAAAAAGUUCAUGAUUGUCUUAUUCACUCGGAAAGAAGACUUGGGCGACGGCUCCCUGGAGGAGUAUGUGACAAAGUCUAAAAACAAAGGUCUCCAGAAGCUGAUCAAAAGGUGUGGGAAACGGUACUGCGCUUUCAACAACAAAGAGACUGGAGGAGAGUGGGAGAACCAGGUGGAGGAGCUGAUGCAGCUGGUUGAUAAGGUGGUCAAGAAGCAUAAGGGCAAGCCCCUCAUAGAUGAGUCGAUUUCAGAAGGAGGCAUGCCUGACAAACUCACUGAAAAACAGUGAGCUCCUUCACGCAAAAAACUGCCAGAAAGAGGUGGUGGCUGAAAAGACCCUAAAAAUGUCAUAAUUUCUCAUUUCACUGCUCCCUUGAUUUGCUUCCUGCACAGCCUGUUGUGAAAAGCCUUUCCCUGACACACCACCAAGACUGCAUUGCUUCCUCUCCCCACCUUCACGAUGGCAGCGGGGUAGUGCAUGUAUGCCCGAACCCAGCAGGAUAGGCCAGACUUUUAAUGUGCGAGAACACUCAGUCUUACUAACUAGUUUAAUUGUUAACACUGAAUUACCAAAAAUAGUGGAGUGAUGCUCUAGCUGUGAUGGUGCACAAAUUAUGCAAGAGGCAAGGAGCUCUUAGGCUGAUCUCUUUUAUUGGAUCCACUAGGUAGACAAGCCUUUAAAUGCAAGACACUCCUCCUCAGGCAUCUGCACAGAGGCAGGUAGGCACAGCAAGGCACAGGCUUAAGAAGAUGUUGCUGUGUAGUCUGGCUUCUUUUUUUCUUUAGAUUGCAGAUUUUCCACCGUAAGCAGUGGAUUUUGAUAUCUUCUGUGCUGCGGUAGGGUAAGAGAUGUUACAGCUGAGAUGGUCCAGAAUGGAAACAUUAAACUGUGCUUGAAAGGUGAGUGACGUUGUACCUGCCACAUCAGCCAGACACAGUCAGAGGGAAGAAGAGACUCAUUAAACUGCAAACGUGAUACCGUUUCAUUUGGCAGCUUAUUCAGAGAGAGACAUUGACCAAGAGAGUGUCCUAGGGAAUAACGUCUGUCGGGGACAGGAUGGCAGUUCUCAAAUCUAAGGCAACCUGCGUUAUGGCAAGAGGGCACAACGAUGAAUGAUAUUUCUGAAGGUGUGAGCCUGGAGCAAAUGUGAAUUCCUGUAUGCAAAUACUCCCAGGACACCAGAAGUAGGAUGAUAACAGGAAUUAGCUGUCCCUUCAAAAACUCCUCCAGGACAGACAGGUCUGUGCAGCUGUAUCCUCUCUGCACAGCUCGCAGGAGAGAGAGAGAUUAAAGCUAGCAGGACUGUGACUGGCUGCCUCAUGUCAUACCUCUGGAUCGCCGUGCUGACAAAGCCUUUCUCGUUUCAAGGACAAGGGUUUCACUCCUUAGUGCAGCAUUCCCUUCCCUUCCCCAACUAGUUCUGACUUUUCUUUCUCUCCCUCUCUAUUCCCUAUAGACAAGAAUAAGCAAGCUCAGACUUAGGAUAAGCUUUAACAUUUUUU